AUGAAAACAGAAUGCACAACAGAUGGACCGAUCAAAACGGAUGACUUACAUCAUUUGAGAGAAGGCGAAAUUUUCGUAGAUUCUGAGAGCGGCCAGAAGUUCCGAGUGCGGAAAACUGCCUUACCACAGCAGUCUAUCGGAGGACCACAUGGAGUUGGAGAUCCAAACGAUCGGUCCUUGCGUCGACUGGAAGCAGAUGUUUUAAUACCAGAUCGCAUGAACGAACGGGUGCAAAAAGUUGAAUGUCGCGAAUCACUUGAAGGUCUGACGCGAUGUCUGAAAAAAGAAGGCAGCCUCAUUGGUAUGAGAAAAUGUCAGAAAGAGCUCGAGCGAUUCAACGAUCCUUGGUUCCGUCAAAAGAUCACUGAUGAAUAUAUUAAAGAGCGUGCAGAAUAUCGUCGAACAGGAAAAAAUGUAAUGGAAAGAAGGUGGGAAGACUACUGCGAUUAUAAAAAGAAGCGGGGUGAUUGGAUUGAUCUCGGUGACCGUAACAAAUAA
Molecule: messenger RNA, 498 nt
Organism: Loa loa (African eye worm)
Lineage: Eukaryota; Metazoa; Nematoda; Chromadorea; Rhabditida; Onchocercidae
Exons: 4
Coding region: 1-498 (165 amino acids)
Source: RefSeq, a predicted model, not a curated record